AUGUAUGGAGCAGGAUUUAUCUGUCCACAGAUACUGGUUUUGUCUUGUCAAAAUCUGCUCUGUAGUGUUGGUUACUACAGAGUCAUCCUCAUGACCUUCUAUUUGGAAGCUGGGAUGGGGAUGGUCAUGUUUGCCCUCGGACCUCAGCAUUACUAUUUACUUGCUCUAUUUCUGACGGCUAACUUGAUCUUAAUUCAGGCAGCGUUUAGUCUCUUUGGUUUGCCGUUGGCUGACAUAAUUGAUUCUGACCUUACCAAAUACAAGCGCAGUUGUCCAUUGUCCUCCAUGGUGUUUGGGACCAACGCCUUGUUUACUAAACCAUCUCAGUCUCUGGCCCCAAUGAUAGUGCUUACAAUCCUCAACCAGUUUGGAUAUGAACAGCUCAAAGAAGCAUCCAACGAAUCAAAGCAAAGUGACCUGGAAAACCUACACAACGUCAUGUUCUCUCUGGUCUGCCUUGUUCCUCUGGCAAUCGCAGUUCUUCAAAUUGUGUUCUUUAAACCUUUUUCUAUACGUGAAAGUCACACAGUUGACAUAAAGUACAUUGACAGCUGA
Knipowitschia caucasica is the source of this 555-nucleotide messenger RNA. The record is from the annotation of a GenBank genome assembly. NCBI's taxonomy places the organism in Eukaryota, Metazoa, Chordata, Actinopteri, Gobiiformes, Gobiidae.